Paramormyrops kingsleyae is the source of this 3611-nucleotide messenger RNA. Lineage: Eukaryota; Metazoa; Chordata; Actinopteri; Osteoglossiformes; Mormyridae. The record is from RefSeq and is a predicted model, not a curated record.
GCUGGGUGCACGUCUGGCAACUGCCAGGAAGUCAGAAGGUUCCGGCAAAGCAAGCAGCUAAGGCUAGACAGGAAACGACGCAGAUAUAAAAGUUAUGGCUUAUUAAAGGGAGUAACAUUCAAGAGAAAAAACUAACGUCAAAAUGACUGCGACUGGGGACAGAAAUAAUUGUGGGGAACCUCGGAAGUUUGACCCAACAUUUAAAGGCCCUGUUUAUAACAGGGGCUGCACUGAUGUUAUCUGCUGCAUCCUCUUCAUCUUGGCCCUGUUGGGGUAUUUUGUGGUGGGAAUACUGGCCUGGUCUCAGGGCGACCCCCGGAAGGUGAUCUACCCCACGGACAGCAGCGGUCAAUUCUGUGGUCAAGUGGGGACCAAGCUGGAGAAAAAGCCCUUCCUGUUUUACUUCAACAUCAUGAAGUGCGCCAGUCCCCUGGUUCUCCUGGAGUUCCAGUGUCCAACCACACAGAUCUGUGUGGAAAAGUGUCCGGAUCGCUUCAUGACCCUAAAGAAAGCCUACAAAAAUGAGCUAGAUAAGAAGUACUACAGCUCAUACUGCAAGGAAGGGGCCGACCUCUCCAGCUGGAAUCUGCUUAACAUCCUGAAGGGCCGUCUGUGUCCAGCCAUGCUUAUACCCAGCAGACCCUUUUCGCACAGGUGCUUCCCGGCUCUCAAAAAAAACGAUGAUGGCGUGAUUGUCGUGGGCAACCGAACGACAUUUCAAGACGGAUCAGAGACGACAAAUUCCACCGAUCUCCUGGAGGGGGCGAAGAGUUCUAUGAAAGUGAGGGAACUUCGGAUGGUGGCCAUGAAGAUCUUUGAGGAUUAUACCCAGUCCUGGCACUGGAUCCUUCUAGGCCUUGUGAUGGCCAUGAUCUUCAGUCUCAUUUUCAUUGUCCUCAUGCGCUUUUUGGCUGGAAUAAUGAUCUGGAUCAUGAUCUUCCUUGUCAUCGCGGUUAUCGGAUAUGGGAUCUUCCACUGCUACCUUGAGUAUUCCAGACUGAAGUUUGAGCCUGGUGCCAACAUCACCAUUCGGGAUCUGGGACUGCAGACCGAUUUUUCUGUCUACCUCGAAAUCCGCCAGACAUGGCUGGCCUUCUUGAUAAUUCUCUGCAUCUUGGAGCUGGUCAUUGUUCUACUGCUGAUCUUCCUCCGGAAGAGAAUCCUUAUUGCCAUCGCCCUCAUCAAAGAGGCCAGCAGGGCAAUUGGUUAUGUGAUGUCUUCGCUGUUUUACCCACUGCUGACCUUUGCCCUUGUCGCCCUGGUCAUCGCAUACUGGGCCGUCACUGCGGUCUUCCUGUCCACCUCUAAUGAAGCGAUCUACAAAGUGUUCAAUGAGACUGAGUGCCCGUACUCCCGAGACACCUGUGACCCUAAGACUUUCAACACCUCCAAUGCCUCAUCUGCAUGUGCUGAUGCACAAUGUCUGUUCGCCUUUUAUGGAGGAGAGACGUACUACCACAAGUACCUGAUCUUCCUCCAGUUCUACAACCUCUUCCUUUUCUUCUGGUGCGCUAACUUUGUGACGGCACUGGGCCAGGUCACCCUGGCCGGGGCCUUCGCCUCCUACUAUUGGACCUACAAGAAACCCGAAGACCUGCCGGCGUACCCCAUCUUCUCGUCCCUUGGACGGGCGCUCAGGUACCACACUGGCUCCCUGGCCUUUGGUUCUUUGAUCCUCGCCAUCGUCCAGGUCAUCAGGGUUCUGCUGGAGUACCUUGAUCACAAGCUUCAAGGGGCCCAGAACAAGUUUGCCAAGUUUCUGCUGAGCUGUUUGAAGUGCUGCUUCUGGUGCUUAGAAAAAUUCAUCAAGUUUCUCAAUAGAAACGCCUACAUCAUGAUGGCGAUAUACGGAAAAAGCUUCUGCACAUCUGCCCGGGAUGCCUUCUUUCUCCUGAUGAGGAACAUUAUCAGGGUGGCAGUCCUGGACAAGGUCACAGACUUCUUACUUUUUCUGGGCAAACUUCUAAUUGUUGGCCUUGUAGGAAUCAUUUCAUUCUUAUUCUUCUCUGGGAGGGCCAGAGCCACCAUGGAUUCAGGCUUCACUCUUAACUACUACUGGGUCCCCAUCCUGACGCUGAUCGUGGGCUCCUACCUCAUCGCUCACGGAUUCUUCAGCGUGUACGCCAUGUGUGUGGAUACGCUCUUCCUCUGCUUCUGCGAGGACCUGGAGAGGAACGAUGGCUCCACGGAGAGGCCUUUUCUCAUGUCUCCGGAGCUCCAUGACAUUCUCCUCUUGGAUAAGAUGGCGGACACGGCACCCCUGGAAGAAGUGGACACGCAGCACCCAGGAGAAGGAGAAGAACGGGAAGCAGAAAAAGACAAAGAAGAUCAAGAAAUACAGCUGAAGCAACAAGGGAUACAGAUGCAGGAGAAGGAGAAGGAAACGGUCCAGGACGCGGUCCAAGAGACGGCUGGGGAGACCAUCCAGGAGACCAUCCAGGAGACCGUCCAGAAGACCGUCCAGGAGACCACCCAGGAGACCGUCCAGGAGACCAUCCAGGAGACCAUACAGGAGACAGUCCAGGAGACAACCCAACAAAAUGCCCAGGAAUAGUAGUGCAGAGAUCUGUGGAGGAUUUAGAGCGUAAUGAUGGCAGCAUGGAGAGGCCCUAUUUCAUGCCCGAGAACAUGCUCAAGAUCCUGAAGAAGAACAACCAAGGGAAGACUGUGGAAUAGACCAUGGAUGCAGGAAGGAGUAGGGGCUGAGCGAAAGCAAGAGCAGUCCUCUUUAGCUGCCAUGUUUGUAUAUAGAGGAAUAUAUCUCAUUUCUGGGCGGAAGGACGGUCGCUGUAUCACGGGCAGGAUUCUUUGGCCUGUAGUAUUUAUUUCGAUAAGCGCACGCUGAAGAGAUGUCUACAGUAUCCGUAAAGAAGAGCUGAAGUAUAAUUUUUUUUCUGUCUAUUUGAGAUUUUAGUUGUUUUGUUUACUGUUUAGUAUUUUUUUUACUUAUAAAUGAGCAAUGCUUUUUUCCACUGUGAUACCAAGGUCAUUCACAGUUGAAUCUGCCUUAACGUUACUCUUGAGGGGAAAAUGUCCUUGUUCACGUGCAAAACAAUGAUUUGUUUAAUUAGUUUAGCGAUUGUAAAUGCCAGCAGUAACCCUACCUCAGAUUAGUUUGGUUUAUGGAUUGUCACCUUAUUACAUCUGAAAAAUGUCCUUUUCCUAAUUUUCUGUUUUUGCUGUUAAUUAUCUUUCAGUUCACGUUUUUGCACGAACUAUUACACAAGGUCAAUGUUUGAGAUGUAAAGCCAUUUACUGAAACUUGUACUUCUACAUUUCCAGAAUAAAUGUUAAUCUCUUAGUUUUUUUUUAUAGUAUAUCCUGGACAUUGCAUAUAAUUUGUAUAUAAGCCCUUAGUAACCAAAGGCAGAAGUAAAUAUGAUCAGUGUUAACCUGAGAAGUAAAAUAGCAGCCAUAUAUCCACAGGCAAGGCAUCCGUUAAGCAGACAUUGUGUAUGUUUAAAUAUAUAUGUGUAGAUCUCUGAAUGGCUCAUUGCAUCCAAAGUUGGAGUUGCAUGGUUGUGUAUGAAUCUUUUUGCACUUGAUAUGCUCUCUAUUACCUGGCUUGUUUGUUAAUUUUUUUUAACAAGAAAUAAAAGGCUUUCCAAAUA